AUGCAAGGGCUUCUAAAGGGGAUCGUCUUCGCAUUGGCUGCAUGGGCGAACGGCUCAGCCGCCAGAAGCAUUCAGCAACAGCCCUCAGCUAGCAAUGGCGCUUCUGUGAACAUAUGUCCUAGAGAUAUGGAUACCAGUUGGGUAGAUGCUAUCAAGACAGAACUGGUGCCAAAGCUGUCACCAGAGGCCAAGGUCUAUCUCCCUGGCUCUCGCGACUUUGACAAUGCCAGCGUUCGAUGGUCUGCCCUCGAUAAACCGAUGGUCAGUGUGGCCAUCGAGGUAACCGUUGCUCAGGAUGUUGUUGAAACCGUCAAAUUUGCAAACAACAAGAAUGUUCCGUUCCUUGCUUUUAACUCUGCCCAUGGCGCCCUCACCACCUUGGGCAAGAUGGAUAGUGGUAUUGAGAUCUUUAUGAAACAACUCAACAGUGUCGAAAUCGCCCAGGAUGGUAAAUCGGUCAAGGCCGGAGGUGGAAUAAACUCCAAAUACCUCGCCGACAAGCUCUGGGAUGCAAAUAAGCAAGCCGUGACCGGAACCUGCGAGUGUGUCAGUUAUCUUGGACCAGCUCUCGGAGGCGGCCACGGUUGGCUUCAGGGCCACCAUGGACUCAUUGCGGACCAGUUCUUGUCCAUGGACGUUGUCCUUGCCGAUGGCACCCUCAAGACUAUCACUCCCAGCACCGAUCUCUUCUGGGCUAUGAAGGGCGCUGGCCAUAACUUUGGCAUCGUCACCUCCGUCACGCUCAAGAUUUACGAUAUCGAGCACACCAACUGGGCCAUCGAGACACUGACCUUCUCCGGCGACAAGGUCGCGGCAGUCUAUACCGCCGCCAACAACCUCGUGAAGAACCAGCCCGAGGGAGUUAUCCAGUGGUCAUACUGGCUCAACAACCCCAGUGCUGAUGCCAACAACCCUGUUAUCAUCGUUUACCUCAUCCAAGAGGGCGUCUCGACAGUUGAUUCGGCCAUCACCAACCCAUUCCAUGACAUUAACCCAAUCUCCGCUGUUCCCGACUCAGGCACAUACAAGGAUCUGGGCAGAUGGACCGGUAUCGCCCUCGACUCUCCUCCAUGCCAGAAGACUGGUGCCUCCAACCCUCGCUUCCCCAUCUACCUGCAGUCCUUCAACGUUUCCGCCAUGAAGCAAGCCUACACCCUGUACGCCGCUGAGACCAACAUCGCUGGCCCCUUCCAUAACUCUAUUUUCAUGUUCGAAGGCUACUCUACUCAGGGCGUCAAGGCCGUCGACGCCGCGUCCACCGCCUACGCCUUCAGAGGAGACAACCACCUUGCCGCCCCUCUCAUCAGCUACGACUCUACCGGCUCUGAUCUCGACAACAAGGCCGUCGCCCUCGGCCAAAAGCUGCGUGAUAUCCUGCUCAAGGGCAGCGGCCGCUCCGAGCUCCACACGUACGUCAACUAUGCUUUUGGCAGCGAGACGCCGCAGCAAUGGUACGGCUACGAGCAAUGGCGUCAGGACAAGCUCAAGGCCCUGAAGCAGAAGUAUGACCCCAACGGCAAAUUCAGCUUCUAUGCACCGGUCGCAUGA
Molecule: messenger RNA, 1548 nt
Organism: Nannizzia gypsea CBS 118893
Lineage: Eukaryota; Fungi; Ascomycota; Eurotiomycetes; Onygenales; Arthrodermataceae
Product: FAD binding domain-containing protein
Exons: 4
Coding region: 1-1548 (515 amino acids)
Molecular function (GO): FAD binding
Source: RefSeq, a predicted model, not a curated record